CCUGGCAGACAAUGGACGUGAAGGCCUACCUCCAGAGGGUGAAUUUGACAGAUACUGCACCUCCUUCCCUCUCUGCAUUAUGUGAAUUACACCGUCACCAUGUACACUCUGUGCCUGUGGAAGGUCUCAGCAUACAUAGCGGGGAAAAAAUUAUCUUGGAUAUUCCAUGGAUAUAUAAUAAAAUAGUUGUUAGGAGACGAGGUGGUUUCUGUUAUGAGAACAAUGGUCUUUUUUUAUGGGUUCUGCAACAACUGGGCUACAAAACACAGGUGCUGUCAUCCAGAGCGAGGAGCCCAAUAUUUGGCACUUUUGGUCCACCCUUUGACCAUAUGAUAUUGAUGGUAGAAGUACAAGGAAGGAGAUGGCUUUGUGAUGUUGGUUAUGGUGAAGGUAUUGUUGAGCCAUUUCCACUGGAGGAUGGAUGGGAAGAGGAGCAGGACAGCGGUGUGUAUCGGUUACGGGUAGAAGGAGAUGAGUGGUAUAUGGAGAAGAAGGAUGGUGGCUGGAGAAGUCUCUUCAAGUUUACCCUCGAGGAGAGGACAUUAGAGGAUUUUCGGGAUAUGUGUGAAUAUCACCAGACGUCACAAAGGGCUUUAUUUGUCCGAAAAUCCCUGUGCACCCUACUGCUUCCUCGUGCAAGACUGACGUACAUGGGGCAUCGGCUGAUUAGCACGGAAUACACCAAGGGAGGGGGAAGUGUGAAGACCACCCAAGAACUCAAUGAAGAGGAGAUUCCAGCUGUACUCAGAGAUAAAUUUGGGAUUGUCCUUAGUAGGAAACUUAUACCAAAAGAUGACUAACCACCAUCAUUUUAUGCAUAUCGGGAAUGCAAUUUCAGAUCAGAAAGCUGGCAGCCCCAUCAUUUAUCAACUAAAACCACACCUGUCCCUGUCAUCACAAACCUCUGUCCAGUAGGACUAUCUUCAACUAGGUCAACUUCAACAACCUGAAUACCCAAGGAUUUAGAAACCUGCAGUUUCAGAUUGUGCUGACAUUUUCUGCUGCGAGAGGGGAGACAGAGCUGUUUGAUUCAUCUUUUUUAAACAAAGAAACUCUUACUGCCACGUAGGAAAAUGUUAAACU
Bufo bufo (common toad) is the source of this 1083-nucleotide messenger RNA. RefSeq names its product arylamine N-acetyltransferase, pineal gland isozyme NAT-10-like. Bases 12 to 800 code for a protein of 262 amino acids. Gene Ontology annotation, molecular function: acetyltransferase activity. The record is from RefSeq and is a predicted model, not a curated record. The transcript has a single exon. Lineage: Eukaryota; Metazoa; Chordata; Amphibia; Anura; Bufonidae.